AUGCAAGGAGAGAGUAAAAUAUUAGGUAUCCUCUUUGAGGACCACGUGUCAUUCGUGUGCUCUGAUCCUGUCCUCGGGGCCCGCCACGUCUGCUCUCUCCCCCUCCAUCUUCUGCACUUCUGUCUCUCUCCUCUCUCUUCUGUCUCUCCGCAGAAGCGCAGAGAGUUAUUUCUCCCCGCAGAGAGUUAUCUCGGAGAAACAGAUGCAUUCCUCCUGGAACCUGUCUACAAGAAAUCUAUCUGGAAAACUCUCGAAUUACCGGUUAGUCAUGUGAACGAGGAGCUGGUAUGCAAGAUGGUCAUAGAUGCCUGUGAAUCAGCUCUUUCAGGCUACCGCACCACAGUUGAACAGGACGAGAAGCUAAUUCAGGAAGGAAACCUUGGUUACAAACUUGAGAUAGCCGUGAGGGUUAGAGUAGGUGAGAAGCUGGUGUUGCAGCAAAUUGAGGGUAUUGUCAAGGAGAAGGAAGCUCAAUUGGAUAAAGCUUGAGUAUUACCAUGAGAGGAGAUUGAAGGAGCUUGGUCUGGUUGGCGAGGAAGGCGAAACUUAUUGCCAGCCUAAGAAGGAUUCUAUACCCACCUUAUAGAGCCGGUACGCAAGUUUAAUCUUGCCGUUGCCUUGAGGUUGUUUUAAAAGUAAGAAACAAACUGUAGAAACUUUUUCCUACUUCCGGAGUAAGCAAGGGAUGGUAAGCAAAAUCAGUGUAUUUAUCUGUUGUAUCAAGUCUUAAACAUUACAGACUCGGCUUAGAUGGAUCGACAAUUUGUGUACCGUACUCUGGCGAGUGGGUUCCAAUUUGGAUGAAGUUCUGAGGGAA
Eucalyptus grandis is the source of this 817-nucleotide messenger RNA. Its product is annotated as ribulose-1,5 bisphosphate carboxylase/oxygenase large subunit N-methyltransferase, chloroplastic-like. The coding region runs from base 1 to 489 and encodes 162 amino acids. The transcript has 3 exons. Lineage: Eukaryota; Viridiplantae; Streptophyta; Magnoliopsida; Myrtales; Myrtaceae. The record is from RefSeq and is a predicted model, not a curated record.